ACUGCGACGCACCUCGACAGUCUCAUAACCACGUCCCCGACCUCGAGCAAGCACACUACCCCCAAGCCAGUCUCCGGCCAUGGACUCGGAGUCGUCGACGUCGGCCUACUCGCCCCCGACCCUGCGCCACAAGCUGAGGACCACCGUGUGCGGCUGCUUCGGCUCGCCCGGCAACGACGGCGGCAGGGCCAAGUGGAGGAGACGGGUGGCCGCCACGGGCGAGUUCAGGUACGACCCGCUCAGCUACGCGCUCAACUUCGACGACGGCGGCAGCGACGACAGCGACGAGGGCGCCGAUGCCGCAGCGGCCGCGUUCCGGUACCGGGACUUCAGCUCCCGCCUGCCGCCCUCGCCGAAGCCGGCAGCCGCCCGCAGGCUCACCGCCGUCGCCAUUGCCUGAACUCUGUUAUUUUUUCCUGUAACUCUGAUUUGAUUUUCUUCUCUAAGCGAGACUGAAGCCCUUACUUACAUCUGUAACUCUAAGCAGGAAUUACUUUAUCUUCGAGCAACAUUGUAGCGAGAGGAGUAUAGCAGUAGUACCAAACCGAAAUGGUUCCCCGUGUAAUCGACCACUAAUAUACAGUGAACUGAGGACUUGAUUGUCACAGAAA
This is a messenger RNA of Lolium rigidum, 611 nucleotides long. RefSeq lists its product as uncharacterized. The transcript has a single exon. The record is from RefSeq and is a predicted model, not a curated record. Lineage: Eukaryota; Viridiplantae; Streptophyta; Magnoliopsida; Poales; Poaceae. The coding region runs from base 80 to 400 and encodes 106 amino acids.